AGUAGUGGAAACAUUUGGUUUAUUUCACCGUUCCUCUUCGCAAUGUGCAGGAAGCACACCUGGCAUUUAGACUACUACAAUUGCAUCUUCGAAGAUCCAGACGAAGAUGGUACAAUGUCCGCUGAGCUUGCAACGAUGUUAUCUCACCUGCACGCUAAGGAUCCAAUGUCCGUGGACGAGCUUCUGAACCCACCGGACGAGAACACAACUGCAGGAGAUCCCAUAUAUGAAGACUUCGGCGGAGUUGGUGACCAAGAAUUGGCUAUAGACGGCUCUGAGAACGGCUCGGAAAACCUGGACGAGGACGAUAUGGAGCGUGGUACAUGGAUUGAGGAGGACCUUAAGCCAGAAGCAAUUAAAGAGCAUCUCAUGUGGAUCGCUAAACUUCUCGUUCGUGCAGGUGCGACUGGAGUAUUGGGUAGAUCGGUGAGCGGGUCGUGA
Molecule: messenger RNA, 441 nt
Organism: Phytophthora nicotianae INRA-310
Lineage: Eukaryota; Oomycota; Peronosporomycetes; Peronosporales; Peronosporaceae
Exons: 1
Coding region: 43-441 (132 amino acids)
Source: RefSeq, a predicted model, not a curated record